Sesamum indicum (sesame) is the source of this 1826-nucleotide messenger RNA. RefSeq lists its product as uncharacterized. The record is from RefSeq and is a predicted model, not a curated record. Lineage: Eukaryota; Viridiplantae; Streptophyta; Magnoliopsida; Lamiales; Pedaliaceae.
CCAACCCCAACACCAAAUCCAAAUCCAAAUCAAUUUUUAAUUUUUGAAUUUUUUUGUCUCAAGAACCUUAAUAAAAAGCAACCGCCUGUCCUCAACAUUCCCCCCCACUCCUCUCUCUCUCUCUCUCUCCUCUUUUUCCUUUGGGUCCCUCUCUCUCAUCCUUCUGCCAUUAUUAUAUCUUCCUCAAGCAGCAACCAUUGCUCAAAACGCAUAAGCACUCAGUUAAUACGCUCUGUUUUCUCUCCUUCUCCUUCACAUAAAAAAUGGCUAGUAGCGUUGAAGAAGCAGGGUUCUGGUUGCCCUCCGAGUUCUUGACUGACGAUGAUUUCCUUAUGGGUAAAGAGAAUUUCAACAAGAGUAACAACACUAGGUCGGAGGCUGAAUUCUGCUUCCCCACUGAGUUCCCUUACGGAUUUGAAACUGAGGGCCGUGAACGUCUUGAGAAGCUCUGGGUGAUGUCCACUUCGCCUCAGUCGACGCUGGCCCACUUUGGGACUUGGGCUGCUCGGAGCGCCGGUGGGUCUAGCAACGGAAGUCCAAACGGCGUGCCGUCGCCUCCCGCGACGCCGCUGGCUUCCGAGUACGAAGCCAUUGGGGAUCUGAUUUACCGCGCCGCCGGUCAAGUUGCGAAGCUCAAGCUGAACGGCGGUUGUGGGUUAGGACAUUGGCCAAACAAGCAUAAAGGCCUUUUGGCCCCGCCGAGAAGCCUUUCCCAAUUUUACCCAGAAUCCGAAACCCCUAAUCCCUCCGUUUUCCCAAAUACACAUUUUCAGGCAAAGCAACAGAAUGAGGGGUGUGGUGUGUGGUAUAGUCAGCAACAAGUGUAUCAAAACAGGGGCGGAAGGCCAGUGGGAGGAAUGGAUCAAGCUGCAUGGACCCUUCAGCAAAGCCAAAACCGUGGGAGGCCAGUUUUAUUCGGCGGAUCUGGUAACGGCGUCGGUGGCGGUGGUGCGGCGGCGAAAAGGGCGUGUGCUGGGACGGGAGUGUUUCUGCCUCGGAGAUAUGGGAAUAAUAAUGACAGCAACGCUUAUUCGUCAGAUUCUCACAAGAAGCCAGGUUGUUCAGCAGCUGUGUUUCCAGGCAGAGUAGCUGCACAUGCCCACACCAAGAACUUCAAUAGUACGAAUGGUUUCGCUCAAUCUCAACAGCAGCAGCCUCCGCCCCGAUUCAGCAGGGGCUUCGUCCCGGAUUACAAUGCACUGAUGGCGCGGCGGCACACCCUAGUGUUGCAACAACGCCGAAAUAUGCAGAGUUCGCUUGAGGGAGGAUCGAUGUUGGUGAGCUGCGACUUCUACCUUCCUCAGGAGUGGACUUACUGAUCUCAGGCAUUUCAGGUCUCUCAAGUUUAUAGUAGGAUGAGAGGUACAGGGUAGAAGAAGAAGAAGAAGAAGAAGAAAAAGAUGGUACAAGGCAGUAGAUAUGGUGUUUGUCUCUCUUAUAACUAGAAUUUGAUGUGAAGUGUGUAGUGUAGGUAGGGAAGGAAAGAUAAUAAGAGUUUGCAUCUUCUGUGAGUUGGGUGUUUUGUGAAAGGAAGAAUGAAGAAAGAAAUAGUAUAGGAAUUGGGGAGGGUGGCUUUUGGCUCUCUAGUUAGUAUAUAUAUAUAUAUAUAUGAAUAAAAUAAGUGGAUUUUGUUGAAGUGUGGAAGAAGGUUUUGGUGUUUUGUCUUGGGUUUUAAGUUGGGAUUUUGGGCAUUUUGUUGUUUUGAAAAGUGGAGAAAUCCUCAAGUACAGUACAGCCCUCUUCCUGUAGUGUAGUGGGAUUCACUUGCUCAAAUGUAAUAAGGGGAAAGUUUUCUUAUCAAUGUACAUAUUCACCUACUUCUUGUC